UUACAAGGGCUCACUAGACAACAGGCUGAGAGUUCCAGCAGCAUCUUCAAGACAGGUUUCAAAAAGAGGGAAAAGAACAACAGAUAUCCAAAAGAUCUUUCAGCAGCCGGCAUUAAUGGAAAAGAAUACAACAUUUCCCAAGCCUGUGGGGUUUCUGAUCGCUGGUUUUCAGAAUCUGCAACACAGUGAAUAUUAUUUCAUAUUUCUGGCUUUUGUGUACCUGGGAACUCUGGCAGCUAACUUCUUUCUAAUGUCUGUUAUAUGGCUUUCAGAGUGUCUUCAUACACCAAAGUACUUAUCAGUUUUUAGCUUAUCUGUAGUGGAUGUGAGCAUUAGCACAGUUCUUAUUCCAAAAUGUAUAGAUUUUUUUCUUUUUAACUCAAGGUUUGUGCUAUAUGAUAUGUGCAUAAUUCAAAUGUUUUUUUUUCAUUACUUCUAUUCCCUGGAAUCUCUGUCACUUGUCGUUAUGUCUUACGAAAGAUUUGUCUCUAUUUGUUUUCCACUGAGAAGCAGCACAAUCAACACAAAUUCCAGGAUGAUCAUCAUUAUUCUUCUUUGCUGGGUAUUUGCUUUAGCUAUUUUACUAGCUUCAGUGAUUUUAAUAACACGAUUGUCUUUCUGUAAACCAAUUCCAGUCAUUAUUAGUUAUUUUUGCGACCAUGGACCAGUGUUUAAAAUGGCCUGCAGUGACAACACUCAGAACUGGAAUGUUGCUAUAAUUUACAUAGUUUCUUUCAUUUUUGUGCCACUUGCAUUUAUUAUUGUGUCAUAUGUCUGCAUUAUCUUUGCCCUUUCAAGGAUUGUGUCUGCAGAGGGAAAAUGGAAAGCAUUUAAAACAUGCUCAGCGCAUUUGAUCUUAGUUGCCAUAUUUUUUGUUCCUGUUCUAGUAACAUAUAUGAUUGCAUGGGUAAACAUAACAAUCGAUAUUGACACUAGAAUCCUAAAUACAUCUCUAUCAGCUACAUUGCCUCCUCUGUUAAAUCCAAUCAUAUACACGUUAAAAACUGAGGAGGUAAUGGAGCAAGUUAAAAAGUUAUUCAAAAGGGUUAAACCACUUCAUUAA
Messenger RNA from Lepisosteus oculatus (spotted gar), 1063 nucleotides. Lineage: Eukaryota; Metazoa; Chordata; Actinopteri; Semionotiformes; Lepisosteidae. The record is from RefSeq and is a predicted model, not a curated record.